Phanerochaete carnosa HHB-10118-sp is the source of this 1320-nucleotide messenger RNA. RefSeq lists its product as uncharacterized. The transcript has 9 exons. The record is from RefSeq and is a predicted model, not a curated record. Lineage: Eukaryota; Fungi; Basidiomycota; Agaricomycetes; Polyporales; Phanerochaetaceae. The coding region runs from base 1 to 1320 and encodes 439 amino acids.
AUGCCCACAUUAGCUCGAAAGAUUAACAAGAAAAAAAGGGAUCAAGAUGACGAUGCAAUAGAAGGCUCAGAGAACUUGGAGUCUGCUCUGAAGAAAAAGAGUACGCACAACAAAAGUACUGAUAGAGAUGGUAUCUCACAGGGCAACAUUAUUGGCUUGAAGCGUCAAGCAAAAAAAGCACACGACAGCAAGCUCUCAAUAUACACAUCUAACACUCCAAGUUUAAACAACAAAGACAAUGAGAAGCUCAAGCAAAAGCUCGCAGAGGCUCAAAAAUGGCUUGCAGCAAUCCAAGCCCUUCUCCAAGCAAAGUUGGCCAGUGCCAACACUACCACCAAUAAUAUGGCAGACAUCAACAAUAUCGCUGUUGAAGGUGAUGAUGAAAUUGAGUCUGAAAACGAAGACAACAACGCUCAGUUGACUCUGGCAUGUUUUCUUUGGCAUUUUAGGAUUCUUGGAGAGGUACCCACAAGACAAGACGCUGUGAACAAGCCAAAGCGAAGACUCUACCGCGAAGGUAACGCCUCAAAAUUACUGUCUUCCCACGAAACAACACCAGACAACCAUGAUGGCACAAGCAACAGCACGAGUGAAAGUGAGAGCCUACGCAGAUCCCCUGAUGCAAAUACUGCACUGUCUGUUGCUUCCCACUUGCAAGAAUCUUCGUGCAGCAUUCAAGAACAUGUACCAUUUCCCUUAAUCGACCUAGCCAUUGUGCAAGGUCUGAAUGCUCACCAUUUCAUGGCGAUGAUAGGAGCAAAAUGGUACCCCUGUCUGGUCAUUGACAGCAGCUUCCUCGAGAUCGUGACCAUGGAGUUUGUGGUUCUCGGCCACCAUCAUCAGCUCGCUGUCGACCAUCGGGUAGCCAUGCAACCUCUGCAGAUUGAUCCCGCAAGCGCUGCCGAUGCAUAUAAAAUGAAGCUGUUGACAAUCAAUGCCUUUCCAUCAGCAGAAGUAGCCACACAAUUUGCUGGCGAAGCAUGGGAUGUGGUGUGCCAAGCGAACAAUAAGAACUUCACCCCUGAGGACUUGGCACAGGUGCUUGCUCUUAUUGUUCAACAGGGCCCUGCCUUUUGUGGUCAUAUCCACGACCAUGUUUGUGAGAGCUCCGUGAGUGCCUUUGGGCUUGCGGACCUGACAAAUGUGGCAGCUCAGGCAGCCAAUGUGAAAUCAUGUGAGUUUCUCCGCAGUUCUAGUGUUAGGGCUCACCACCCUGGUAUUGCUAUAAGGAUUCAGAAGCAGAAACUGGCUACGUUGCUCUCUGUAUGGAGCUCUUCAAAAUUGCGAAGCACCUGGGUUCACAGCAUCAAGACCACCUAA